Rhizophagus irregularis DAOM 181602=DAOM 197198 is the source of this 498-nucleotide messenger RNA. RefSeq lists its product as uncharacterized. Lineage: Eukaryota; Fungi; Glomeromycota; Glomeromycetes; Glomerales; Glomeraceae. The record is from RefSeq and is a predicted model, not a curated record.
AUUUAUUUAUUUAUAAAAGCUUGGCUAUGCGGAUUUUGUGGACGUUUUCUAAAAAUCCAUUUCAAGUACUUUUUAUCAUACGAAGUCAUUAAUAUGAAAUUUACUACUGUAUUAGCAGGCACUCUGCUCUUUUUCUCAAUUAUUAUAAACAAGACAAAUGCAUCUUGUGAUGACUGCCUAACUGUAGCUCAGAACAUUCUCUAUUGUGAUUCAGCAAACGGCUCUGCCUGCGUUACUAACUCUAUUUCUAUUUCUGAUACCCCUCCUUCACCGCCUCUGUUAAUUGAUUGCUGUGAUAUUCAACAAUUACUUAUAGCGCAGUGUAUUAAUGAUUGCCAGGAUCCAAGUGCAGUAUCUUUAGUUACAUCUUAUUGUCCGUACAAACCUCCGUGUUAAAAAAUUUUCCAUCAAUUGGAGUGAUUCACAUCCUAGAGACAAGCUAAAUUAGAUAUUCUUAACAUUUAUUAUGUCUAUACUUCAAAUGAAUUAAUACAUAUA